This is a messenger RNA of Aspergillus wentii DTO 134E9, 506 nucleotides long. RefSeq lists its product as uncharacterized. The record is from RefSeq and is a predicted model, not a curated record. The coding region runs from base 314 to 472 and encodes 52 amino acids. Lineage: Eukaryota; Fungi; Ascomycota; Eurotiomycetes; Eurotiales; Aspergillaceae. The transcript has a single exon.
UUCAAUAUAUAUCGAAUUCAGCGUGCUCUGUCUGUCUGUGUCUGUCUGUGUGUAUUCACUGUCGUCCUCCCAUUGAUGUAUCUGGAAACGCUGAAAUGAAAGGGCAGUGACCAACAAAGGAAGCUCGUGGGUCGAAGCUUCGAUGGACGUUAUCGAAUAUUUCUUUGUGUUGUUGAUAUUAAUAGCUAUGUUGUAGUCACAUCAGUUCGACAAAGAAAGAAUCAUUCGAAGAGAAAAGAAGAUCAAUAUACGCCAUCAAUGCUUACUGAGCCCUCGUAAUAAAUAACUAAUGUAAGUUGAUACUAUCGCCAGCAUGACACAAAACCUCUUCUUUUUGCUGCUCUUGCUACUGCCAGUUCCUGUCACUUCCCUGAUGGCUCCAUCGCUCAAGGAGCUGUUCCCUGUGCCUCGAAUUUACACAGUCCAUGCUGUAGCACGGGUUCCAUCUGUCUCAGCAAUAGACUCUGCGUGAGUAUGAGACAGCCAUUCGUCCCUCGAGAGGAAGC